This is a messenger RNA of Penicillium longicatenatum, 519 nucleotides long. RefSeq lists its product as uncharacterized. Lineage: Eukaryota; Fungi; Ascomycota; Eurotiomycetes; Eurotiales; Aspergillaceae. The record is from RefSeq and is a predicted model, not a curated record. The transcript has 3 exons. The coding region runs from base 1 to 519 and encodes 172 amino acids.
AUGCCUAUUCAAUGGGACCGCGAGGCAGACGCAAAGCUCAUUACGGCGUUAGCCACAACUGGCAUACCCGAUUUUGAAGCUGUCGCUCAAGCGAUGGGCGAAGGAGUCACUGUAUCUGCGAUAAAGCAUCGCUUGGUUCGAAUCCGAGAUGCAGCUGGGAUUCCAUCUGCUCGUGAGGCCAAGAAAAAAGACAAUUCCAGCAUCGCCAACCCAAGCACCUUUACUGAGCUCCACACUUCCGCCAAAGCCAAGUCCCCUGAUAAUGGUCACUCAUUCAAGUCCACUUUCACCACCGCCAACAAUAAGCGCCGUAGGCUGAAGAACCCUGCCUCUACCGGUCUUGUUCCCGCGGGAAAGGGUAUGAAAGCCAAGCCUGGUGCAUGUACAGCGUCUUCUGUUGCCCGUUCCUGGAGUAGAAAGACUGUUCUGCAGUCUCCUAUACCUGAGGAUGAGAGUGAUGAGUGCAGUCAAAAAAUUGAAGAGAAGGAUACUGAGUUACGAGGAUAUGAUAGCUGCUGA